CAGCCGUUCAUUAAGGCAAAGAAGACUUGGAGAAGAAGUAGGUGAAAUAUAUUUUGAUAGGGAUGCGAUGCAUCGCUACUUAUCCAUACGGCUUCAAUUUAGCAACUGAAAGCAGACUCACACCAUUUCCUUUCUGCUGUGCACUUGCUCUUUGGAAACCACGCUUCCCUUUUAAGGGAAACAAACAUUUCUAGUGUCUGAUAUAACCAAUUCACCAUUUUCGCCAUUGCCAACUCCAAUCCCUUUUUCGUCUCUCUUCAACGACCCUCUUCUUCUCUGCAAAAGCCAUUAAGUUAUUACGAUUCAGUCAGUGUCGUUUCUAGAGAGAGAGAGAUGAGGAAUGGUUCAGAAGGAAAAUCUCCUGCUUUAGAAUUGCAUUUCCUCACUCCAAAAUUGGUGGAUAUCUCACUAAGACUCUUGGUGAUACCUUUGUGCGUUGCUUCUCUAUGGGUAAUGGUGGACAACAGGCAGGAUAAUCCCGACUAUGGGAAACUCGAUUUCAGAAGCUUCACAGGUUUAACGUAUUUGGUUUGCAUCAAUGCUAUAUCAGCUGGUUAUACACUCCUUGCUUCGCUCUUCUCAUGGCUCGAGGGCUUGACCAGACUAUGGGUGCUCUUCAUGUCUGACCAGGUAAUGGCUUACAUGAUGGUUACAUCAGGGGCGGUAGUUGCAGAGAUACUGUACUUAGCCUACAAUGGCGACAAGAGUGUAACAUGGAGCGAAGCAUGCGAUUCUUAUGGCAUGUUUUGUAGGAAAGCAAAGGUUUCUUUGGUCCUCCAUUUCUUGGCAUUGCUCUGCUUGGUUGUGAUCUCUGUCAUCUCAGCCUACAGGCUCUUCUCCAUGUUUGGACCGCCUUCUCUCUCUAAACCAGGAGAGAGAGAGGGAGAGAGAGAGGGAGAGGGAGAGGGAGAAGAGGUUGGUUAAUGAGACUAGGGUACCUUUCCUUCUGCAUGAAAUAGAGUUGUGUGUGGUGGGGAAGAUACAUGUAUGUAUUGCAAGAUAAAAUGUCAAGGAUAUAAUUAUUAUAUAUAUACAAGGUAGGUUCUUAUUAUUAA
Amborella trichopoda is the source of this 1055-nucleotide messenger RNA. RefSeq names its product CASP-like protein 2D1. Lineage: Eukaryota; Viridiplantae; Streptophyta; Magnoliopsida; Amborellales; Amborellaceae. The record is from RefSeq and is a predicted model, not a curated record.